Schizosaccharomyces osmophilus is the source of this 516-nucleotide messenger RNA. It is a transcript of the gene spc2, whose product is annotated as signal peptidase subunit Spc2. NCBI's taxonomy places the organism in Eukaryota, Fungi, Ascomycota, Schizosaccharomycetes, Schizosaccharomycetales, Schizosaccharomycetaceae. Gene Ontology annotation, cellular component: signal peptidase complex; membrane. The coding region runs from base 1 to 516 and encodes 171 amino acids. Gene Ontology annotation, biological process: protein targeting to ER. The record is from RefSeq and is a predicted model, not a curated record. The transcript has a single exon.
AUGUCCAAAUACAACAUCCAAGAAUUUAAAUCCAACUUUGAUACUGCUUUUAUCGAAUUUUUUAAUAAAAAAGGAUACAAGCAGUCUUAUUUUGUUGAUAAUAUUCGAUUCCUCUUUGGUUUCGGCUGUGUCAUUCCUGCUGCGAUUGCAUUUGGUUUGGAACACUUCCAUGAUUUCUCCAAGCUAAAGGAGCAUCUUUUGUGUCUUUUGCUAGUCUAUUUCACCUUUUCCGGGCUUUUAACUUGGUGGAUAUCAUUUGUCAAACGCAACCGAAUUUACAUGGGUACAAGUCCUGACCAAAAAUUAUCAAUCGACGCAGAGACUACCCUCCCCUUGAAGCAUAAUCCUCAUUUGGAUUUAACAUUAAGAAUAAAAAGAGGGAAACAACCUACUACAAUUGCGCAUAAGCUUUCUAUACCUGUCGCUGACAUAUUUGACCAAGAAGGACAAAUAUCCCAGGACGCUUUCUCCAAACAUAUUUCAAGCUUGUGUAGGUCUUGCAUCGAUAAAGAGUAG